Molecule: messenger RNA, 1311 nt
Organism: Prorocentrum cordatum
Lineage: Eukaryota; Dinophyceae; Prorocentrales; Prorocentraceae
Source: the annotation of a GenBank genome assembly
AUGUCAUGGCUGGACACAACCCCAACUGGCCGCACGGUGAACCGCUUCUCCCAAGACCAGCAGAAGUUGGAUUUAGAGAUGCAGGGGACCAUCUCGGCGUUCGCAGAUAACAUUGUGACGCUCUCGAUUAGCCUCAUCGUCAUCAGCAUCUACGUGCCUGUGCUGCUGCUGCUGGCGCUGCCUCUGCUUUAUUAUUACAACGCGAUUCAGAAGAAGUUCAGGCUCACUGCGCGAGAGCUGCAGCGCCUGGCAAGCGUCAACAAGAGUCCUAUAUUUCAGGGGCUCGACCAGGCAAUUGCAGGUAUCAGCUCCCUGCGGGCGUAUGAGAUACAGGAGCCUCUGGCCCAGGAGAACGCACACAAAGUGGAGACGGCCGUCAGGAUGAUAUUCAACAUCAUGUGCUGCAACAGGUGGCUCUCCAUCCGUCUGCGCACCCUCGGCACUGCCCCAGUGGCACUGGUGACCCUGCUCCUGCUGCUGUCCCUGGGCAUGGCCGUGCAGGGCGGCGCCGUGGGCCUCGUCUUGAGGUACUCGCUGCAGCUGACCACCAACAUGGAGGGGCUGCUCCAGUCGCUGACGAACACGGAGCUGUGCCUGGUCGCCCUGGAGCGCCUGAGCACCCUCUCCGAGGUGAGCCCGGAGCCCGUGCUGCUGCAGGACGGCGACGAGGCGAGGCACGAGAGCUGGCCCGGGAGCGGGCAGGUGCGGUUCGAGAGCGUGACCAUGCGCUACCGGGAGGACCUGCCGACGGUGCUGAACAGCAUAUCCUUCACCGUGCCGGGGGGCACCAGCGUGGGCGUCGUCGGCCGCACGGGCGCAGGGAAGAGCUCGCUGCUGCAGGCCCUGUUCCGCAUGUGCCCCCUCGACGCGGGGAGGAUCACGAUCGACGGCGCCGACAUCUCGGACAUGGGGCUGCACACCCUCCGGCGGCGGCUGGCGAUCAUCCCGCAGGACCCGGUGGGCUUCACGGGCACGCUCCGCUUCAACAUGGACCCCUUCGGGGAACGAAGCGACGACGAGAUCAUGGAGCAGCUGAGGAACGUGCAGCUGACCGACUUCGCCUCCGAGGAGGGCCUCCGGCACCACCUCACAUCUGGCGGCGACAACCUCUCCGUGGGCCAGCGGCAGCUUGUCUGCGCCGCGCGCGCAUUCCUGCGGGGCUGCCGCAUCCUGGUGCUGGACGAGGCGACGGCGAGCGUGGACUUCCGGACGGACGCCCUGAUCCAGGACGUGCUGCGGAACGAGGUCCCUGCAGCGGCCUUGGCGGCCGAUCCCUCGACCAGGUUCCACGACCUGGCCUGCGGCCACUGA